GCCUCAAAGCCCAAAACAUGGUAACCCUAAUAGCUGCUCUAGGCACGCACAGACGAGGCGCCGCCGCCGCAAAUCUCCGGGAGGAUCGACGACGGCGCAACCCCUCGUAGUUUCCAGCUUCCAGGGAGAAGCCAAGCGCCGGUGCAAGCCCAGGUAGGUCAUGUCGUCGUUCGCCGGCGUAUCUGUCCUGGCCGACGGCGAGCUGUGCCCCGCCACCGCGUCGACCGUCGGCACCAGCGCGGUCUGCGGGUACCACCUGCUGCUGGUCCACGACUACCCGCGCACCAAGCAAGAGGCGCCCACCGGCGACAGCAUCAGCUCCCGUCCUUUCAUGGUGGGAGGCCAUUGUUGGAUCAUCAACUACUACCCCAACGGUGAAGACUCGGACUGUGCCGACUUCAUUUCUCUCGAGCUUUCCUGUCUCCAAGACGAUGCCAACAAGAAGCAGCAGCAUGUGGUGGAAGCCAAGGUCGUUUUCAGUUUCAUAGACCAGGUUGAGAUGCAGAAUCCAGUCUACAUUGCUCAAGCUGAAACAUACAGCUUCAAUGGGUUUUCUCGGGCCAGACGCAAGUUCAUGACAAGACAAGCCCUUGAACAAUCAUCACUGCAUCUAAAGGACGAUUCUUUCACCAUCCGCUGCGACAUCAUGGUCUCCUCCUCCUGCAACCCCAAGGACGACGAUGCCACCAAGGCGCUCCUGCCUCACAUGUGCCAGCACUUUGAACAUCUCCUUCAAACCGAGGUGGGCGCUGAUGUGAGAUUUGAGGUCGGCGGCGAGACGAUGGCUGCACACCGGUGUGUGCUCGCAGCCCGAUCCAGGGUCUUCAUGUCACAACUCUUUGGCCCCAUGAAGGAGGGCACCACUAAGGCCGCUGUCAUACGGAUCAAAGACAUGGAAGCAAGCGUGUUCAGGGCCUUGCUUAACUUCAUCUACACGGACACGUUCCCUGCUAUGGAGGAUGAUGAUAGCAUGGAGGAGGACGAAACGUCACAAAUUACGGAGCAAGGACAAGAAAAGGAGACCACAUUAUCAGAGGCACGCAUGUGGCUGCAAUGGCUGCAAAACUUGUUGGUAGCGGCUGACAGAUAUGAUGUCCAACGCCUCAAGUGCAUCUGUGAAAGUGAGUUGUCUGAGCACAUAUGUGUGAGCUCGGUCAUGUCCACUCUUGCUCUAGCCGAGAAGCACCACUGCCAUGGAUUGAAAGAGGCGUGCUUCAAGUUUAUCCAAGUCCAGUCCCCCUCAUGCCUGCAAACAUUAAUGGCAUCUAAUGGCUGGGAUCAUGUCUUUGACACCUAUCCCUCGGUUUUAAAGGAGCUCAUUGCCAAGCUUGCUUCCAACCACCGGAACUAACACUUUCUGUAUGCAGUAAGUACAUGUAACUUGGUUAGAUCUCAAGUGACGGCCUUAUGCAUAUGUGGGAUCCUCUAGAGAGAUUGUAGUCUGCGUGUCUUGCUUUUGUCUUGUCAUCUACUCCCUCCGUAAACUAAUAUAAGAGCGUUUAGAUCACUAUUUUAGUGAUCUAAACACUCUUAUAUUAAUUUACAGAGGGAGUACUGUAUAAUUUGCGUAUUUGCUGGGCAAACUGUCUGUUGAUGGAGUGGUUGGUCUGUAAAUUCUUUUAGGUGUAAGCGCAAAUUGAUCUGGCAUUGCAGCAGUAUGGAAGUUCCCCUAUC
This is a messenger RNA of Triticum aestivum (bread wheat), 1674 nucleotides long. RefSeq names its product BTB/POZ and MATH domain-containing protein 2. Gene Ontology annotation, biological process: protein ubiquitination. The coding region runs from base 161 to 1351 and encodes 396 amino acids. NCBI's taxonomy places the organism in Eukaryota, Viridiplantae, Streptophyta, Magnoliopsida, Poales, Poaceae. The record is from RefSeq and is a predicted model, not a curated record. The transcript is spliced from 2 exons. Gene Ontology annotation, molecular function: protein binding.